Coniophora puteana RWD-64-598 SS2 is the source of this 1533-nucleotide messenger RNA. RefSeq lists its product as uncharacterized. Bases 1 to 1533 code for a protein of 510 amino acids. Lineage: Eukaryota; Fungi; Basidiomycota; Agaricomycetes; Boletales; Coniophoraceae. The transcript has 3 exons. The record is from RefSeq and is a predicted model, not a curated record.
AUGAGCAGCAAAACAGAAGACCUUAGUGCCACUGAGCUACUUCCAGAGGCCGACGAACGCUCAAAGGACCCUGAAUACGCAUAUCUUCUUGACAACGACUACUCAGCCUGGGCGGACAGGGACCACGGUUUCCCCGCUGUCGACGUCCGCACAGAUCGCUCAAAAUGGGUUCUCGACUGGGACAAGGGCGUCGAGAAAGUCUCGAAGUCCCCAUCGGAGGUGAUCAUGUGGACCUCAAUAUACCGACAUUCUGCCUAUGUCGACAAGAAGCUUGGUCGUUCGGCGUACAAAGUUCUGAGGACGGCAAAACUCAGAGCGCACGACGGUCAUCGAGGGACCAUGGAGCAGCUCAGGGAGCUUUUAAAGAUGCCCGAGUACAAACAGUGUAGCUUCCAGGAUUGGUUUAGACUCGUCAGCGCGGAAAAGCGGCGGAAAACGCUCGAUCAAAUCUUUGAAAAUACGUGCUGGCUGGCUUCCUUCGGUCAGGACUGCCGCGUGCUCUGUCCCGAGAUCAAUAGCACCGCGCUCCUCAAGCGACGAGGACUCGAGCUCUUCGAUUUCUGUGACCGCUUUGCCGAGAGCAUGGGCUCAUCAAAGGAAGACGACCCGUUGCAAAGACUUGGCAAUAUGCUCUGGAACGACUGGUGGUCUAGUGCACGGCGACCGGAAGAUAGCAAUGUCAAACGCGACCAGUACGAGAACUACAGCUUUAUGUACGAGUUUUAUACCUACUUGAGAUUGGAAUUUCUCGAUCAGUUUGUGUUAUGUGCUCACAAGACCGUGAUGAAGGCAUGCCUUGAGAACAUGAGUCACAGCGACUCGUUUGUGCCGCGCUUGGUCUAUCUGGCCGGUCCACGAGGGGUCCAGGAGCUCUUGGCUACAAGAAGAGAACUCAAGAGCCGCGCAGGUCAUUCGUGUGAAUACUGCGAUCGAUGCCCGGAAGACAUCGGCAACAACGUCAAGUUCCUGGUCUGUAGUGGCUGCAAACGCAAGCUCAAAUUCGAGUACUAUUACUGUUCCAAAGAGUGUCAGAAGUCGGACUGGCCACAACACAAAGUACACUGCGGAAAGGAAAAGGUAUCCAAAGGCCGCGAUGAAGGGCGACCGGAGUAUAGGCAAUCGCUCGGGCUGCUCCUCCAGUUGGGAUUCCAGAAGCAAUAUCCCGACGUCGAUUAUACACUCUUCCAGGUCGACGCGCCCCAAGGCUACAAAGUCAUGUUUCUCCACGACGAGGAAAAGCGGGAAAUGUUCAGGGAGAAGCGCGCCAUGGUUGCGAUGGAUGCAGAUCGGACCGGCCUCGACGUGCUCGCGAAGUGUCUGGUGGAUGCGCUACAGGAGGACACAGCUAACUCGGGAAUUACCAGGGACAACAUCCUCCAGCAGCUUAAUGAGGAGUACGAGGUCGAUGCGAGGACGUGUUUGGAGGCGCUGGAGGCUGAGCUUGCGAUGGAAGGCGAUGAGGACCGGUAUAGUGGGAUGGUGAUUAUCGCGCAUGACGACGAAGGGGUGACUGGUGAUAUUGGGUCGUCGUAG